This is a messenger RNA of Drosophila serrata, 405 nucleotides long. RefSeq lists its product as uncharacterized. Lineage: Eukaryota; Metazoa; Arthropoda; Insecta; Diptera; Drosophilidae. The record is from RefSeq and is a predicted model, not a curated record.
GGGACGGGCGGCGCUCCACCGGAAAGUAAAACGCGCUUCGAGACAAUGUUACGCCUGAGACAGGUCUUUAUGGUCUCUCUUCCCCUGGUGCUGAUCUUAAUGCUUCAGGUCAGUCAACCAGCCGAGGGCUUUAUCAUACGUCUUAUAACCGAGACACUACAGAAUAAUGUGGCUGGUGAACCCGUACUUCAUGAACGAACCAAUUGGGAUUUCGAUCCUGAGGCAGCCAAGCGGGCGAGGUCCUUGUACUACGAGAAGAAUGGCUUCCGCUCGUCCAAAUUCAUUGAAAAUCUGGGCUUGGGCCUGGAUGGGCGGCACGAGGAGCGGCGACAGGCGCAGAGGGAGCGCGAUGUGGGGCGGCUGAACGGGGAACACAAUGUUAACUAUCCGCCUGCGCCGGCUUAG